Messenger RNA from Adineta ricciae, 972 nucleotides. NCBI's taxonomy places the organism in Eukaryota, Metazoa, Rotifera, Eurotatoria, Adinetida, Adinetidae. The record is from the annotation of a GenBank genome assembly.
AUGAGGGAUCUUUCACAAAAUUGUUAUACCUGGUUAACAUCUAUUGAACAUCAUAAACGUCAAUCUUUUUUCAAAGCUUUACUCAACAAACUCAAUCCAUUACAAGCACAACUAAAAAAAUAUGUUGCAAUUAAGACCUUCAAUGAAUAUGAUGAACAAUUAUCAACAUUAAAAUUACUUUGUAAUACUGAUUUCAAUCAGAAACCAUUGGAUUUCGCUGAAAAAUUCGGUGGAGAUGCGUCUAAAUCUGAAGAUUUUUAUCUCGAUAAUUACGAAGAAUUAUUAGUUAAAGCAACUGAAUUGAUUAAAUUGUCAUCAGAUGAACGGUCAAAAGAAUGUAAAGAUGUGAUUAUUCUCGAAUUACCUAUGAAAGUAUUAAAAGGUGUGGAGUUAUGGGAUAUACCGGGUUUUGAUGAAAAUGAAACUAUUAAUAAUCGAAUAAAAGAGAUUCUUGAAGAUACUGAUUUAAUAUUUGUUUUGAUACCUCACCAAGAAAGUGUGAGAAUGGCAUUUCAAAAUUUCAUUCAACCACGAUUAGAAAAACAAGAAAAUGAUAAUACUAAUUUUGAACUUAAUGCAAACAAUAGAACAUCAAUUGUGUGCUUUAUCGUUACUCAAAUCGAUACUUUUAAGCCUAAUAUUCAAACAAAUAGAUCACGUGAUGAUGUAUUAACUAACCUUUUUAUCACCUUGGGAAAAUAUCCAAAUAUUAAAUUCAAUGGAAAUGAUAUGAAAUCCUGUAACAAUUUUAUACCAAUGUGCACACAUCGCCAAUUUGGUAUCAAAACAUUUUUAGAAUGUCGUCAAAUGUUUAUUGAAAAGUCCAGUCGGUGGUUUCAAAAUGCUAUUGAACGCUUAGCACAUUUUCGCUUACGUUAUUUAUUAAAUGUAAUGCAACAAAUCAUUCAGUACAGUGAUAUUAAAUUAAAAUCUCAACAAUGUAAAGAAUUGCAACAUGCUUUUCUCAUUUGA